Messenger RNA from Puccinia triticina, 2586 nucleotides. RefSeq lists its product as uncharacterized. The coding region runs from base 1 to 2586 and encodes 861 amino acids. Gene Ontology annotation, cellular component: nucleus. The record is from RefSeq and is a predicted model, not a curated record. The transcript has 6 exons. NCBI's taxonomy places the organism in Eukaryota, Fungi, Basidiomycota, Pucciniomycetes, Pucciniales, Pucciniaceae.
AUGGCCGCCGCCGCCAAGGAUGAGGCAGACAGGAUCGCAGUCGCUGCAUCACGCGCCCUCCAGCAGAUCAGCUCAGCAGCCCACGCACGCUCACUCACCCAGCCCAGCAACACAACCACAACACCCACACCACCAUCACCAAACCCACGCCAACACCCAGAACAGCCCCCGCCCAGCAAGGACGACAUCCUCGACAUCUUCAUGUCGCCCGACAAACCCAAAUCCAGACUGCGCCAGCUGGCCGAGAACAGCGCCAAGAAAUUCAGCCCGAGACCAUCAUCCCUAGCUCUCCAGGCAGAGAACGAGAACAGCGGGGCCGAACACUUCGUUCUCAACCUGGGAAUACCCACCAAACCUAUACCCACCCUUGCCGACUACAAGCCACCGUCCAGGCGAUCAAUCGGACCCAGGCGAUCAUCCAUUGUCUCCAAACGAGCCUGCAGCCCCACCAAAUCACCCAAACCACCCAUCGAGGUCCUCCUCGACGACCUCGACAUCCUCGAUCGAUCCCGAUCCACCAAGAGCCCUUUCGAACCUACCACGAAGAAACCGCUCUCCAAAUCCAAAUCCACAACUCGCUCGACCCCCAACAAGAAAUCACCCCCAAGCGAUCCUCCUGCCACCAGAAGGACACGUCGAUCGACCAUCUCAGCUAUCACAAAGGAUGAUCAUUCCAGCACACAGUCCAGAACGCGCGACAACAAGACUGUCGAUCGCGGCGACGGGCCUGUAGAUGACCAAUCAUCUGAAGAAGAAUCGGACUGCUCUAGUGAUUCAUUUGACGCCAAGGUACUGCUUGUCAAAGCUGAAACAGAAGAAGAAGAUUCGGUCAUCGUCAAUCCCGUCCGACCGGCGACGCGUAGCCGAACUGCCACGAAGCCCAAACGAGUCAUCUCAGACAGUGAUGAAGAGGAUGAUGACAGUCGAUCUCUUGGCUCGACCUCAUUCUCAUCAUCAAAGUCACCCAGACAAUCCACUACAACCAUUAAACCCACGGCGCCUCGUCGCAGCCAACGCAAGAGCUCAUUAAGAGCCAGUCAUAGCCAACAGAAAUCUUCGGCGGUUGGCGAGAUCAUCGACGUGGAUGAUGAUACCGAGAGCGAUGAUUCAAUUGAGAUUCAACCAUCCCGAGCCCUUCAAUUCCAGAAACUCCGGUCACAAGCGCUUACAACCGGCAGUUACUCAACAAGCUGCGAUCCCUUGAAUGAGCCGAUUCGCACAACCAAUACCAUUCCAUCACGUAACAAUCGCCGUGUGGUCAUCAGUAGUGAUGAAAGCUCGAGCGGUGAAGAAGAAGAGAUCCAAAUCAGACCCACAGAUAACCAUCUUCCCAAGCCUGCCCCUAAGCUGAUCCCAGCCAGUAAGCCAACAACCGGUGAUCAAAGCUCCAGCGGCGAAGAAGAGAUCCAGAUCAGGCCCAAAGAGAACCGUACCCACUCUUCCCCAAGAAUGACCCCAGUAAGCAGGAGACGCCAUGUCAUCAGCAGUGAUCCAAGCUCGAGUGACGAGGAAAGAAUCCAGAUCAAGCCCAAAGAUAACCGACCCAAGGCUUCACCCAAACCGGUCCCAGCGAGCGAUGGCGACAAACCGAAGGCCAAAGGGGCAGCAACCAAGAGUCGUGGCGGCCAGUCGAAAAAGCCAGCCAAGCCAGCCCCCAAGGCGCCCUCGAAGCCCGAGCUGGCAUCGCUUCCAUUCGUCCAAGUGCGCGAAGAAAUGGCGCAAGACUUGCUUGUCGAGCUGAACAAGAGGGUGUUUGGGCGCCAGCUGCCGGCCAUCCAGUUGGUCUGGAGCAAGCGCUUGAACACCACCGCCGGCAGGGCCCAUUACAUGCCCCAGAAGGACUCCCUCGGCAACCGCGUCGUCUUCGUCAAGGUCGAGUUGGCCCUCAAAGUCGUCGACGAUGUCCAUAAGCUCAGGAACACACUUGCUCAUGAGCUGUGCCACGUCGCGUGUUGGUUCAUUGAUAAACAACUGAGGGAAAACCAUGGUCGGUUCUUCAAGGCUUGGGGACGCAAGGUCCAUCAAGCCUUCCCCGACAUUGUCAUCACCACUACACACAGCUACAAGAUUGUUUAUAAAUUUCAGUGGGCCUGUAACGGUCCGAAUUGUACUAGAAUAUAUGGAAGACAUUCGGACUCGAUCAAGCCGGCGCGCCAGCGCUGUAUGUGUGGCGGAGGGUUAGUGGCGAUCCUGCGGAACGGGAAGCCGGUGGAGACGCCGGCGACGCCGGUGGCUCCGACGACGCCGAGCAGUGCGGGGGACAGCUCGAUCGAGCUGCUCAUCGACCUGGACUCUCCGGGGCCGUGUUCGGACGACGAGCGUCGUGGGGCGCCGCCGGCCGGGCCGUCUUCUCGGCCCUCUGCAUCGUCACCAGCAGCCGCCGCCGUUUCCCGAGAGCCCAACCCGUAUCUCUCCGAGCUCGAGGAGAUCGACCCCGCUCAUUUCCUCAACCCCUACCUCGGCGAACUCAGCCUGCUCGACCCCACACCCUUCCAGCCUCCCAACCCUGCUGCCCCGCAGCAACACCCUCCUGCCGACGAGCGCUUGGUCGACCAGCUCGCCCUGCUCGCCGUCCAUCCCAAUUAA